AUGGAAGAACCAAAUAUUGCCAAAGCUAAACAGCAAAAUAAGGCUAGUGGCUGUGAUGUAUCUCCUAUACUGAACGAAAUGGACAAACAGACAUCUCCACCGACAUUUCAUCGAACCAAUAAGUUUACGUCCGUCUUCCAGUCGAUUGUCGACUCGUAUGGUAUCGCCAAUUAUCGAGAAGUCAAUCCAGCUCCCUACACUAUAAUCACGUUUCCUUUUUUGUUCGCUGUGAUGUUCGCUGACGCCGCACAUGGGCUAAUUUUGUUUUUAGCAGGAGUCUAUACGUUGUUAAUUCAGAUGAUAAUAAUAGAUGAUAAUAAGCUCUUUUUUCAGAUUUUUAAUACUUUCUUUGGUGGACGUUAUAUUAUUGUGAUGAUGGGCUUAUUUUCUAUUUACACUGGAAUUCUCUACAAUGAUGCGUUUGCCAAAUCAUUUAAUGUGUUUGGAAGCUCUUGGGUGAAUCCGUACAAGUGAGA
Strongylus vulgaris is the source of this 476-nucleotide messenger RNA. The record is from the annotation of a GenBank genome assembly. NCBI's taxonomy places the organism in Eukaryota, Metazoa, Nematoda, Chromadorea, Rhabditida, Strongylidae.